This is a messenger RNA of Rhipicephalus microplus (southern cattle tick), 537 nucleotides long. RefSeq lists its product as uncharacterized. NCBI's taxonomy places the organism in Eukaryota, Metazoa, Arthropoda, Arachnida, Ixodida, Ixodidae. The record is from RefSeq and is a predicted model, not a curated record.
AUAAAAGGCACUGAAUGCUCCUGGCUGAAUCACACUUUUCUGUCGCCUAACGUGAAGGGAAGGAACGCCCUGAUCAUGAGGACUCUGGUGGUCGUUGCUUCUGUCCUCUGCGUCACCGUCUCCACCGUCUUCGCUGGUGGUUUGGGCGGUGGACUCGGUGGCGGCAUUGGCCUUGGCCACGGUGGAGGUAUCGGAUACGGCGGUGGUCUCGGAUACGGCGGAGGGCUUGGUGGUGUCGGAAUAGGACACGGAGGAAUCGGAGGCCUUGGUGGUGGUGUCGGUAUCGGACACGGAGGCCUCGGCGGUCUCGGAGGUGGAUUGGGUGGCGGCUACGGUGGUGGCUAUGGUGGCGCCUACGGUGGCUCUUACGCUGGUUCCUACGCUGGAACCUACGGCGGAGUCCACGGUGGCAAAUUCGGUGGACAUGGCCUUUUGGGUUGAGUUAUACCAUCACUGCGGAAACAACUCAAGAAAAUGCAAGACAAACUGUACAUAACGGAUAUUUAAAUUUGAAUAAAUACCUUCAAUCUGCUCUAA